Molecule: messenger RNA, 3031 nt
Organism: Dreissena polymorpha
Lineage: Eukaryota; Metazoa; Mollusca; Bivalvia; Myida; Dreissenidae
Exons: 3
Coding region: 287-961 (224 amino acids)
Source: RefSeq, a predicted model, not a curated record
UAAAACGCAAAACAACCGUACAACUGUUAGCAAUUAUUGUAUCUUUCUUUUUCUUUUACGAUGAUUUAAGAAAUGUCUGCACAAGUGACGACGGUUGGGGUUUUUUGGUUGUGUAAUUUGAAUGUAUUGGAUUACGGCGAAAUGUGUAAAAAGAGUGUGACUAGUGUCCACUUCUCGAAGAAGUUGACACUGGCUCGAUGGACUGCCGACUGCGACAAUCAAAGGCACGGUUGAUCAGCUGUACAAAGGUGUAAAACCUCUUGUAUCUUGAUCAUUUUGGUGAGAAAUGUCAACCUUAGAAGAAAUCAUGAACAUGGACCAAAGCAUGCCCUAUGACAAGUCUGCAAGGGGCAGAGUUGUGUUUGCAAGCAGUCCAGAGACAUAUACUAAUGCCAAUGGUGAGACAAAGCAGUCAAAGUCUGUUGCUAUAGCAGAUGACAAAAAAGCUGUGAAAGUUGUGUCGUAUGACCCAACCCAAUUCAACAAACUUAUUGAAGGUAAAACAAUAAUGUUGAGAAAUUUCAUCCGAAGGGAUGGGUAUAUCAUUCUAACCCGAACAUCUAGACUGUUCCCAACACAAGAAAUUGAAGUCCCUGACAGCAGAGUACAAGAGGGUAAGGCUCUUGUCAAUCCACCAGCGGCUCCUAUGGUUUCAUUGAGAGAAGCACUAAGGUCACCUCCAAAAACCAAAACAACUGUUUGCGGGAAAGUCAUUCAGAAAGUCGAACCACCAACUGUACAUGUGACACUUACAGUAAUUAGUGCCUGUGCACAAGAUGACGUUACAGAACUUCUCCUCAGUGAUGACUCUGUGAGGGCAAUUCCUUCACAAUUAUUAAUGGCUGCCCUUCCACAAGAACUUGAAGAAGUAUUAGAUCCAGAAUCUUUCUUUGCAGAGCGAAAAACAAACUUAAGACUGCAAUUAAAAGGAUCGGAAGUACUUUCAGUGAAACUUCAGUAAACUGUUAUACAUAUACAUGACAUUAUUCAGCAUUCCUAGUUUACCAUGUUUUCCCUAGUGUUUUUUUUUAUAAAUCUCCUACUUUUUCAUACAUUCUACAACAAGCUCCUACUUCUCCUAGUUAUGCCCCCCUUCAAAGAAGGGGGAUAUUGCUUUGCACAUGUUGGUGUGUUGGUCUGUCCGUCCGUCCACCACAUGAUUGUCAGAUGAUAACUCAAGAACGCUUAGGCCUAGGAUCAUGAAACUUCAUACGUACAUUGAUCAUGACUGGCAGAUGACCAACUAUUGAUUUUGAGGUCAAUGGUCACAGGUGAAGGUCAUAGUGACUGGAAAUAGGAAAAUGGUUUUUAAAUGAUGACUCCAGAAUGCUUACGCCUAGGAUCAUGAAACUUAAUAGGGACAUUGGUCAUGACCAGCAGAUGACCCCAACUGAUUUUCAGGUCAAUAGGUCAAAGGUCAAGGUCACAGUGACCUGAAACAGUAAAAUGGUUGAAUGGAAAUAGCAAAAUGGUUUCCAAAUGAUAACUCAAGAAAGCUUUGCCUUAUGCCUGGGAUCAUGAAACUUCAUAGGGGCAUUGAUCAUAACUGGCAGAUGACUCUUAUUUAUUUUCAGGUCACUAAAUCAAAGGUCACAGUGAAACGAGACAGUAAAGUGGUUUACUGGAAAUAGGAAAAUGGUUUCCAGAUGAUAACUCAAGAAGGCUUACGCCUGGUAUCAUGAAACCAUCACCACCUCCACCACCACCUCAGUGACAAAAAACGUAUUCACACAAUAGCUGCCAUUACAACUGACAGCCCAUAUGGGGGGCUUGCAUUUUUUAUAAACAGCCCUUGUUCUUUUUCAAGUAACAAGUCUUAAAAACUUUUAAUGGGCAAAAAAAUAAUUUGAUUUUGUUAAUUUGAUGUCACCUGGAUAUGUAUACAUGUAUUCAUAGGGUUUUAAAUAUAGUUGUGUUUGCUGUAGGUAUAAUUUCUUGAUUUUGACAUUUGCAAAGAUUGCCAAUAUACAACAUGAAGAAGUGAUUAGGCAAAAUUAUUUUUACAAUACUUGAGGCUGGACCCUACACAUUCAGUUUAAUUGGGUCUAGCCACUCAUUAGUUAUCAAUAAGAAAGCAGGGAAAUUUAAUAUUUGAGUUUCAUCUACAGAUCAUGUGAUGUAGCAUUUAUAGGUACAGGAAAAGACUCGACCUUGUAUAAAUGCAAAGGAUCUUUCAGUUAUAAAAUUAGAAGUUAUAAAAUUAAAAACAAGCUUGAUCUUGUAAACAGAAAAUCAUUCAUUGAGUACACGACUUUCCAUUGAUUAAAUCUGGAACUCCUAACUUAAAUUCUUCUAAUUCAUCAUGUAUGCUACUGGUUUCUCUUAUAUGAUCCAUAAGAAUACUUGUAACAUAAUCAAUGACUUGGUGCAUAUUUGAGGAUGUUGAUUGCAAUCCGCAGUCAAUAAAUUUGUUUGGUAGCAUGUUAUAUUUAAUACCUGACAUACAGUUGUCCAUUCUUAUAAAUGGUUAGUUUAUUCAUGUGAUCAGCAAGAAAAUUGACAUGAUCCAUUGUUGUAGUGCCGAAAAGUCCUUUUGAAAGUUUAUCUAUGAAAAGCAAAAGUGCACUUUUACUUCUAGAUUAGAUUAUGGUUGAUUAAAGAAUAAGGCUCAAUACUCAAAUUGUACACUUGUAUUUUGCUCCUCUUCAUUUCUGAGGCUUUUUAUUCGAGUCAUCAUGUGAGAUAACAUGUGACACGAUUGAUUGUUCACUUAACAAGCUGGAAGUGCAGACACAUCAAAUUAUUUUGUGUUCCCUUCAAUUCAUGAUGUUUAUUUAUUAAAAGGGUGUUAUUUUCAACUGCUAAUAUGUAAAGGUGAUUUUCCUGUAAAAGACUAUUUUUCGUCUUAACCAUUUGAAAAUUUAAGUGCAUUUGCCUUUGUUAUUUAGCCCUUUUACAUUUACAAUACAUAUGUUAAUAUUCAUUCAAAAGACAGAGAAUUACAUGAUACUAUUCUUGUUCCAAACAUUUAAAAAUCAUUUUGUAGAACUAGAUUAUUAGUUAAUACUUCAUUAUGCAAAGUUAUAUUAAG